UGCAGGAAAGCGAAAACGUGGUGUACAUUUUUAGCAGCUAUUUGCAAUCCUCGACGUUUUAUACCGUAACGUGACUUCACAAUUCAAAUCCCGAAUCCAAACCAGACGACACGUCUUAUCGAGUUUACAAAUUUAGUAGAUACCCAUUGGCUGAUACUCCCACUUAUUAUUUACAAUAAUUUUUAAAGUAAAGUCCAUAUCAGAGUGAUUACUUUAAUCGUAGCCGAAAGGAAACAAAGAACGCGACAUCAGUUGUUUUUCGAUCAGCGUAGAAGUGGGAUUUACAAAAUGGAUUAUAGUUCCAACCCUCCUGUAACGAAAUUAUUAACGGCAACUAAUUCGGAAAUCGUCAACUACGAUUCCAUCGUGUUGCUAUCGGCACCCAGCCAAAAGUUACCCGAAUUUGUGGCACCCGUAGUAAAUGAGGCGAAGAAAUACGACCAAGCGUUUGAAUCCGAGGUGUCAGUAGUACCACUACUAAAAAGUUCGCAAAGGCUGAUUUAUUAUCCAAUUGGCUCUUUCGACCCAGAUUACGAUGACGUGAGAAAGUUCAAAGAGGGUUCCGCCAAAGCAAUUAAGCGAGCCCUUAAAGCUGGCAGUCGGAAACCGCUUCUGCUCCUUAAUGAUCAUCCACGCUUCGAGAAAGCUGCUUUGGUUACUCUACUGGGCGUAUUGGAAGCACUAUACACGCCAAUUCAAGUUCGAGAGCAUGACGCGUCGAAAGCAAAUAAGGUAGACCAUCUGGGCAUUUGGUCGGAAACCAGCGACUCGAAUAUAUUAGCCAAUUUAGCAACAAUUAUAGAAAGUGGCAGAAGAGUGGCAUGUGACAUUGGGGAUGCAGACCCAGAAAGAAUGUCUCCGCCAAGGAUUGAAGAAUACAUCAGGAAAAUUUUCGCAAAUUCGUCAAUUAAGCUUAGUACCGUAAGCGAUUUGAAAGAGUUUUCCAAAGAUUAUCCGUUAUUCGAAGCUGUCAAUCGCGCAGCGCAUCAAAACGAGCGACACAGAGGCAGAAUCGUAUAUCUGGAGUACAAUCCACCUGAGACUCCAAGAGAAACCAUUUUCUUGGUUGGGAAAGGUGUUACUUAUGACACCGGCGGAGCUAACGUCAAAGUGGGCGGAGGAAUGCUGGGCAUGUCCAGAGAUAAAUGCGGGGCUGCUGCAGCAGUUGGUUUUAUGCGGGUGGUAGACCUUCUGAGACCGAAGCAUUUGAAAGUGGUGGUCGGUGUUGGCUUGGUGAGGAAUAGCAUAGGAUCCAACAGCUAUGUGCCUGACGAAGUUAUAACUGCGAGAUCAGGAGCUAGAGUUCGGGUGAUCAAUACAGAUGCUGAAGGUCGUAUGAUCAUGGCUGACAUUCUCUGCAAGUUUAAGGAACAAGCUUUAGAAGAAAUUAAUCCACAUCUCUAUACUAUUGCCACCUUAACAGGACAUGCCUGGUUAACUGUUGGGGAUGGAUACUCUAUCGUGAUAGACAACGGGCCAGCUUACAAGACAGGUCAUUGUUUUAGCUUACAAAAGGCGGGGGAUAUAAUAGGUGAUCCUUUUGAAAUUUCCACCUUGCGUAGGGAAGAUAUUUCUUCACACAAAGGAAAAAUGGAAGGAGACGACGUUGUACAGGGUGGAGAUAAACCGUCUGCGCAAACACCCAGAGGACACCAAAAUCCUGCUGCGUUCUUGUUGCUAGCGUCCGGUCUGGAUAAGUACGGGUCAGAUAGCCAGAAGCCACUGAAAUACAGCCAUUUGGAUAUUGCCGCUUCUGCGGGGUCUUUUCCCGAUCCUGCAACGGGAUCGCCGGUAUUGGCUUUGGUCCAGAAAUAUCUUCUUUAGAAAUACUUCAUUUUUUGUGUACUUACAGCAAAAUUGUUACUUUUGCAACGAAUUUCAGUCAGCAGAAAAUAAAUUUUUC
This is a messenger RNA of Cylas formicarius (sweet potato weevil), 1903 nucleotides long. RefSeq names its product putative aminopeptidase W07G4.4. The record is from RefSeq and is a predicted model, not a curated record. The transcript has 9 exons. The coding region runs from base 289 to 1824 and encodes 511 amino acids. Gene Ontology annotation, cellular component: cytoplasm. Gene Ontology annotation, molecular function: manganese ion binding; metalloaminopeptidase activity. Gene Ontology annotation, biological process: proteolysis. Lineage: Eukaryota; Metazoa; Arthropoda; Insecta; Coleoptera; Brentidae.